Molecule: messenger RNA, 2703 nt
Organism: Spea bombifrons (plains spadefoot toad)
Lineage: Eukaryota; Metazoa; Chordata; Amphibia; Anura; Pelobatidae
Gene: NPTX2
Product: neuronal pentraxin 2
Exons: 5
Coding region: 18-1334 (438 amino acids)
Source: RefSeq, a predicted model, not a curated record
UUUGGACUGAGGUCAUCAUGAAUGCUGUUCUUGGAGGGAUUCUUUGUCUAUUCGUCCUGGUGGAAGGGAAUAGUGUGAAAAAGCAGGAUGACUCCGGGGAGCGCUAUGUGUGCACUGUACUCCCACCAGAUGCCCACCCCGGUUGUCCCAUGCCACCUGCUCCAGGAGCUCAGGAAGAGGAGCUUCGCAACACUAUCCUGCAGCUCCGGGAGACCAUCCUGCAGCAGAAGGACACGAUCGGGCAGCAGAAGGAGACUAUAAAGGAGCUGACAUCCAAACUUACCAACUGUGAAAGCCUGUCGGAGGGCACGGGGCAGGAUGGCAAGCAUGGGUCCUGGAGGAAAGGCUUUAGCAAAUCUGGAGGCAAAGACACCAUGGGGGAUCUACCCAGAGAUCCCAGCCAGAUCAUCGAUCAGCUCAGCCGCACCAUGCAGUCUCUGAAGGACAGGCUGGAGAAUCUGGAGCAUCAGUUGAGAUCCAAUGCGUCCUAUUCUGCCUUGCCUAAUGACCUUCGAGAGAUGCUUCAGAGAAAGCUGGGGGACCUGGAGCACCAGCUUUUAAACAAAGUAGCUGAACUUGAAGAUGAGAAAUCCUUACUUCACAAUGAGAGUGCCGCUCACAGACACAGGACGGAGUCGGCACUCACUGCUCUACUGGAAAGAGUUAAUGAACUCGAAAAAGGCACCAGCCCCUUUAAAUCUCCGGAUGACUUCAAGGUUUCCCUCCCUCUCCGUACCAACUACUUGUACGGAAGGAUUAGAAAGAGUCUACCGGAGCUGUAUGCGUUCACCAUCUGUAUGUGGUUGAAAUCCAGCGCCUCUCCAGGAAUCGGAACCCCAUUUUCUUAUGCAGUGUCCGGCCAAGCAAAUGAGAUCGUUCUGAUCGAAUGGGGGAACCAUCCUAUUGAACUACUGAUUAAUGACAAGGUUGCUCAACUCCCAUUUUCUAUUGGGGAUGGUAAAUGGCAUCAUAUAUGCAUAACAUGGACAACCAGGGAUGGAUUGUGGGAAGCAUUUCUGGAUGGAGAGAGGCUUGGCUCUGGGGAAAACCUUGCCCCUUGGCACCCAAUUAAACCAGGUGGAAUUCUCAUUCUCGGCCAGGAGCAGGACACAGUUGGCGGAAGAUUUGAUGCAACUCAAGCCUUCGUUGGAGAGCUGAGCCAGUUUAACAUAUGGGACCGUGUCCUAAAAGCAGAUGACAUCGUGAACAUUGCUAACUGCUCUACCUACAUGCCCGGAAACAUCAUUCCAUGGGUCGAAAACAACGUUGAGGUUUUUGGAGGGGCGACUAAGCUGCCUCUGGAACCUUGUGAGGAACGUCUGAAUGAUUUAUAGCUAAUGUGACCUAUCUUAUUGAGACAAUCUUUUAUGAGGCUAUUACUUGUAAAAUGCACUUAUUUCUUGAAAUAAAUUUUUGUAAACAACAAUCAGAAACAGUAGCUGGGAAAGAAAUAAUAUAUAUUCAUUGGCUGACUGGCAACAUUUUGGGAAAGAGUAGCGCAAAUCAUUUUUACAUGAAGGCAAUCGCCUUAUGCCCAAUGAGAAUCAAUGAAUAUAGCUACUUGUGACUAGUGAAAAAGUGGAUUCACUAUCUUGCGUGACUUGACGAGACGUCAUGCAUAGUGACCUAUAUCACUGAGAAAGUACCUUCAUUGAGUUGCGAUUUUAUACGCUUGGCCAGCCUGCCCAUGAAUAUGAAUGAACGUUCAUAGCAAUUGUCUUAAUUGAUGUAAAUAAGUCCGAGUAACCUUCCUAAAACAUGGUUUCUUUAAUCAGAUCCAACAUAACUUACUAAUUGUAGUAACCAUGUUAACCACUUUUUGUCAAUUGUUAAUAUGGUACUCUUUGAAAAAAAAAUUUACACUAUGGCUCAUAAAUUCCAAAUAAAUGGAGCAACCAAAUAGCAGACACUGGGGGUCAUUGAUAAAGAUAUUGCUAGUACAAGAAUGCCCAGGAUCACCAUUGCACAUAAUGAUACAUAAUGAAAUACAUUCCAGGCCUUUAUAAAUAUUUCUGAUUAAAGUUUGAUUUUUUUUUUUCUUAAAGAGAUUGCAACAAAUAUUUUUCCAUGAGAUGCAGUACUUUUUAUGGCCUAAAUAUGCACUUUUUGGUUCAUAGGUGUUCUAUGACUUUCUUGAAAGUUAUACACUGGUGCCAUUGUGGUUUUGGGACAUGGAACGCCUUUGUCAAUCACCCCCAAUGUUUUUUCUGUAUUAAUAUAUCUGAUUAUAAUAAUAAGUAAUAAUAUACCUGAUCCUGCAGACAAUUCUGUGUUUUGAUAGAUGGUUAACACUGGUUAAGACAAAUUUUUGGUCAACAAAGUAAUGUUUCAAAAUUCCCCUCUGAUCUGUUGCAUUUCUGUAUGAAACAAAGAAGGUUUAAAACUUUUACCAACAUGGAUGUGAAAUGGUUUCAAGUCCUUCCUCUCUAAUAAUAAUUUUUAAUAUUCAUUGUCUGGCGGUAUUAAUACUUAAUACGAGCUAUAAAUCUAUUAUAUUAUACAAACAUAAUUAAAUUAUUUUAACUCAAAAUAUAGUUUAUUCCCAGAAUAGCAUGAAAUUAUUUUUUUUCUUUUGCAUUCAUGCACUUAACCCUUUUCUAAGAAAGAAAGAUGAACAGAGAUAUGUAAUAUAAAAAAUAUUUCAGAAAUUAACAUUAUGGAAAAUAAUUAUUUUGUAUAAAUACAUUGUUUUGUUAAAACUAA